CAUUUAGAUUUAUAGAAAGAAGCUGCUAGAUGCUGAAGCUAGCUUUCCAUGACAUGUCUGCAAAAUGGCAAAGAGUUUGUAGUUUUGAGUUUGCUUGGGGAGAGAAUGUAUCUGUGGAUGUUGCACAGAGCACAUGUUAGCACAUAUUAUAACAAUAAACUUCAAAAUCUUUAAAUUACCACUAAAAAUUAAAGUCAUAAGUUAUGCAAAUGCAAUUCUAGGCUGCUGUGCAUACAAUGGACGUAGGAAAAGAUAUUUACAAUUUUUUCUUACUCUUUAUAUAAGCUAUAUGACUGUGUAUGCCUUAAGAACAACAUUCCAAUUACGCAAAGAUUUUUUUUAAGGCUUGUUGCGUUACACCAUGUUAAAAUUAACAGCAUUAUAAACUAUAUCCACUCUUACCAUAUUGUUUCGAGAAAUUCAGAUAAAGAUUACCUAUAGAAAUCUGUAAAAUCCUACAAGCUGAGCUAUAUUAUACCUGACAAUAUAGUGACAGCCUGAUCUGAGGAGUAGAAAACUGAGUAUUUUAAAAUGAUGAAAAGAUAUUCUGGCAGCGUAGCUUAAAAAAGCUUAAGAUAGGAAGCCUAAAUUAACAUUAACCUUUAUUACAGGAGGAGAGGUUAACCUAAGGUAAAAAAGAACACAACUUAACAUGACUUUUUAAAUAGGAACAUUUAAAUGGAAUCACAGCUUAAGCUAAAAUAGCCUACAGAAAUUUCAUUCGGUACUGUUUAUGUAGGCAAUCUUACAUGUUAUGUUUUGAGGCAUUAACAUAGCAUAAAAUAUAGAAACGGAGAAGUUAACUAAUUCAAAUUAUAAAAACCAACUAUUUUAUUGAAUAUGCUCGCUUCGCAAUAAAUUUGAGUCAGCACCAACGACAGCUCUGCAGUCCUCCAAUGUAGUGCAGAUCAGGUGGUUGCAGAGCCCCAGCUAGCAGCAAUACGAUGCAGCUGAAGAGGCAAGCACAAUCCACAGACAGCAACUGUAGCUACUCUCUAGAACAAGACGACCUCUAAGCUUAAAUCUUUCACAGAAAUGAUGUGCUGAUAUUGCAGAAGAGAUUACGGCAACAAUGGAAUACCAGAUAUUGAAUACAUCUACCUGUCUGCUGGUCCUUCUGUUUUUCAUACCCACUGUUCUGGGUAUCUGUCCUUCUAACUGUACAUGCUCAGGAAACGACAGGAAUGUGGACUGUUCAGGCAGAAACUUAACUAUACUGCCACAUGGACUUCAAGACAACAUUACAUAUUUAAAUCUGUCCUUUAACCAGUUUGUAGAUCUCGAUCAUCAGCUGACGAGAUUCACCAAUUUGAGGACCCUUGAUAUUUCAAAUAAUUGGCUCAAGAAUGUUCCUGCUCAUCUGCCCAAGUCCUUAUGGGAAUUAUAUGCCAUAAACAACAACAUUAAAGUUCUUCAGAAACUUGAUACAGCUUACCAGUGGAAUCUUAAAGUGCUCGAUGUUUCCAGGAAUAUGGUGGAAAGAGCUGUUCUGAUCAACAACACACUGAGCAGUCUCAAGUUUCUCAAUCUCAGUAGCAACAAACUUUGGACAGUUCCAACCAAUAUGCCCUACAACAUAGAGACAGUGGAUCUAUCCAAUAACUUCUUGUCCCAGAUACUUCCAGGAACACUGGUGAGACUACAACACCUUACAAGCCUCUACCUGCACAACAACAAGUUCACAUACAUUCCUGACAAAGCUUUUGACCAGCUCCUUCAGCUGCAAGUGGUAACACUAUAUAACAACCCAUGGUCCUGCAGUGACAAACAAAAUAUCCCCUAUUUGCUUAAAUGGGUGCAGGGAACCGCUGCCAGUGUUAUAGGGGCUCCCUGUGCUAAUCAAUCUGUGCUUUGGAUGGAUGCCACACCAACUUCAGCAGCUCCCACAGUUAUAGACUCUAGCCUCAUGAUUAAAGGAAUGAAGGCAGCAGACAAAGCUACUUCUCCAGUGGCAGCAGAACCGACCAAAAUGACAAAAAUGCAUAAACAAUUUAAAGCUAAGGAAGUUACUACCUUGGCAACCUUAAGCCAAACUGUAGUGUUUACGAGCACAGACCGACCACUACUCCUCUACCCAGAAGAUCUGACAACUAGGAAGGUUAGUUCUCAAGAAGCAGCAGCCACACACACAAUAUACAUCAAAGAUUCAACCGAGGUGAACUCAAGCCUGACUCGUUCAACAGGAUCAGCCACUACUCCUAUGACUUUAAGCAUCACCAGUGGAAUGCCAACAAACUACUCCAAAAUGCCUCAAAGCACAACUGCUACCUUAAGGAAAGAGGAAUCCACUACAAAUAUUUUGAAUACUCAUGUGCCCUCCAAAGCAAGUAUCUGUGACAUGUAUUUGUUUUUUGUUGUAAUGCUUAAUGCAGUGGCAAUGUUUAUUGGCUAAGGGCUUGUACCUUGUGAAAAUUAUUGAGUUUAUUCCUGUGAUACAUAGCUGGAGUUAAGACAUCCAGUUGAAAUAAUGAACCAACAUACAAGAAAUUCGAAGUUCUGACUCUGAUCUAAAGAAAAUAACAGUUCUUAAUUAAAGAAGUGCACACUAAUGUCUUGAUACUAAGCUGCUACUUAUUUUAAUAUGUCUUGAGUAAAACUAACCUUGAUUUUGUUUUUAAAAAUGUGCUUAUUUUGUAUUUAAAUUUUUAAUUUUACUUGCACAGAAUAAAACAUCAGAAUUUUAAGUACUGAUUUUAUGUAUGAUUUUGUCAUUAAACAACUGGAAAAAAAUAGAAGGCCUGUAUCAUAUCUGCAUUGUCUUGCUUGACUUGCCAGUGAGCAAUUCUUGUAAUAUAGCAGCACAGAUUCCUUGUAAGUUAUGACGACAUGCAAAAGGAAGGGAAAAAAUAAAGGAACUAAACAUAGCUGUUUCACUAAUCAGAAGUUAUUCCUGAGAAAAAUUGCUAGCAUGUGUAUCUAUGUUUGCUUCAUAUGUAUUAGGAUAUUUUAUAUAUGAAGAACAACAGUUUUGAAUUUAAGAAUUAAAUAUGACAAUGCCAUGAUGUCUACUAAGAGGGUGUAAACUGAGAAGGCAACAUGGUCCAACUUCAGCAUGGGAAAAGUGGUAGGGGCUGAUAUCUUUUUGCUCUGUCUUGACUUAGAGAUUGCAGGCAAGUUAUUUCUCACUCCAUAUUAAAAAAAAAAAAAAAAAAAGAUAAAAGUAGAGGAAAACAAAAGAUGUUCAAUGCCAUGACACUCUCCAACAACGAGGAGUUAUCUACACAAAUAUAAUGAAAGGGAACUCCUUAACUUUAUUUCAAGUGACAUCCAAAAAUCUGAAAUGUUAAUACAUUAUGCUCAAAAGAAUAUUGCAAAUCAGCCAGAAUGUAUCAAACUACUACUUUUUGAUCAGUAAAAUGAAAUACCAGCCAAUUUCUAAGGCCAGUUAUGUAACAAAUCAAUUAAGCAAUUAGUUGUCAAGCUGUCAUUGAAACGGUCCUUGAAUCUUGUGACUUAAAAAAAAAUUAAUUCAGUCCAUGGCAUUGAACAUGCCCAAAUCCUUGCUUUAUAAGGAUGAGCAUGAAUGCUAUUCUCCUUGACACCUGCACCAUCAGUGAGUAGAAAUAGUUGCACGCAUGGUUCUGUCCACUCUAGGAAAAUAAUUUAAAUUAUGUGGCAAAGGUACUUGAUAUACUACAGAUGAAGUUUUGCAAACAGCAUGAAAUGAAAACUGAAGAACAAGUUCAUUGAAAAAGUAUUAUUCACUUAAUAUUACAAAUCUUUAUACAAUGUUUUCCAUUCAUUUCAGGCCAUUUAAUUUCCAGUUAUUGUAGCAUGAAGGUGCUGCAAAACCCAGAAAACCUCACUACUGAGACUGGAGUCCUCUACCUAUUUCUCCUAGGUGUCAAUGAGGGCUGUAGACCAUUUACAACCACUGGUAUCAGAGAAAUCACAACUUUGCAAUUGUGAACAGUAUUUCUAUAACCAGAAAUGUGUUUUAAUUUCUAACAGUAAAUGUUACACAAUGAAUUUGUACAGUUAUUUCAUUGGCAUUUAAGUAAAAAUAAAGUUACGUUUGUAUUGAA
Harpia harpyja (harpy eagle) is the source of this 4025-nucleotide messenger RNA. RefSeq names its product oligodendrocyte myelin glycoprotein (gene OMG). Gene Ontology annotation, molecular function: protein binding. The record is from RefSeq and is a predicted model, not a curated record. Bases 1073 to 2392 code for a protein of 439 amino acids. Gene Ontology annotation, biological process: neuron projection regeneration. The transcript is spliced from 2 exons. Lineage: Eukaryota; Metazoa; Chordata; Aves; Accipitriformes; Accipitridae.